CUCUUUCGCACAUGUCAAUCUCAGCUGUUCUGCCAACAUGGCCACGCUAAGCCGCUCCUCAAGUAGAUUAUUAAAAUUGCAAUUUUCCCCGAUUCUUACGCGUAAUUUAAGUAAUUUCAAAGUGAAUAAAAAUUACAAGAAUGUGUUGACAACAUGUGCAUGUGUUUUGGGUGGUGGGUUCACGUUUUACGCAGUAAAAACCUAUGGAAAUGCAAGCACAGUCUACGCACUCAAAGCAAAGCCGGAUGAACUGGCGAAGUCUGUGAAGUUGACGUCGAGGGAGAGGCGUUUCAUCAAGUUCGCCAGCGUGGAGUAUGGGGGACAGCUGUACAUGACGCCGCAAGACUUCCUCGAGUCCGUGGUCGAGCAGGAGCCCAGGCCUCGGCUGAAGCGACGCGUGUUGACCACGAAGGAGAUCGAGGUGCUGCGCGACCACACGCCUCAACUGAAGAAAGGCUCCCCGCAGAUGUUCAGGAAACUCAAACACGAAGGGAUCAUCUCGUACACGGAAUAUCUGUUUCUUCUUUCAAUAUUAACAAAGCCAGCUUCAGGCUUUCAGAUAGCAUUCAACAUGUUCGACACGGACGGUAACCAAAGAGUAGAUAAGAACGAAUUCCUAGUCAUUCAGCGGUUGCUCGGAGGCGCUUUCAAGGAACGUAAAGAUCUGGACAGCAAAAGCCAGGAGGCACUGCUUUCAUUAGUAUCGACAAGCGCACAAAGGAGCAAGACAGUAGAAACAGAAAGGAAAAUCAUUCAUAGGGCGUCUACAAUGGAGAAGAUCUUUAGUUUCGCGUGGCGCGGCAAGAGAGGCAUGGCUGAGGAUCCUAACGAAGAGGAAAAAGACGGGAAGCCUCAGGACAAUUACGUAAACGACGAUCAAGGGCUGCAGAGGAGGCACAAUGUGGACACAUUGCUGCAGGUUCACUUCUUCGGCAAGAAAGGUACAAACGACCUGAAGUUUGAAGGGUUUAAACAGUUUAUGGAGAACUUGCAGACAGAAGUCUUGGAGCUUGAGUUUCAGGAAUUUGCCAAAGGCCACGAAACAAUAUCAGAAGUGGACUUUGCCAAGAUCCUUCUCCGCUACACGUACCUCGACACGGACGAGUACGACAUGUACCUCGACAGACUGCUCGACAGGGUAAAGGACGAGCGCGGGAUCACCUUCGAGGAGUUCAAGACUUUCUGCCAGUUUUUAAAUAAUCUCGAGGACUUCACUAUAGCUAUGAGGAUGUAUACGCUCGCUGAUCAUCCCAUUUCUAAAGACGAAUUCCACCGCGCCGUGAAGAUCUGCACCGGUAUCUGCCAGUCCAAGCACCUGGUGGACACAGUGUUCGCGAUCUUCGACGCGGACGGCGACGGAUUGCUUAGCUAUAAAGAGUUCAUUGCCAUCAUGAAGGAUCGCCUUCAUAGAGGAUUUAAGUCAUACGCCAAAAACGAAGGAUGGGAAGCAUUCAAGUCGUGCGUUAAACAAGAAAUGAAGAGUGCUGUUUAACUUCUAGAAAAUCUAUAUUUAUUCUCUAAAAUAGAACUCAAUUGUUAUUUAUAAUCUUUUUGCUACUCUGAUUUAAUAGUCAUUGAAGCACUUUAGUCCUUUUACAAUAGUUAAAAAGAAUCUGCAAAAUUUUAUUAUAUUGUGAAAUUAUUAGGCUUAAAAUAACAAGAUAAUUGGCCAGGGACAUAUAAUGUUCUCGACUUUUAAAAAAAUCACUGUAAUUGUUUUAAAUUCGGCCAACUUAUAUUUUUGUGCUAUACAUAACUAGUCUGCUAUAGUUUCACUACGCUAGAGACUUGAUCAAAAUUUUAUUAGAUGUAAGAAUGUUUUCUUAGUCAACUAACAGUGAGAUUUUUACAAGGUUGUUUAUUUAUUUAUUUAAAUUAGCCUCGCUUUAUUAACGUUAAGCCUUGCAUCGUAUAACGGUAUUUGUUUUAAAAAUUACGUAGUAAUUAAAUAAUUUUGUGUUUUUACUAAAAUUGGAUUGAUCGAUGUCCGCGUUUUUCUCUAAAAUACUAUUUACCAAUACCAAAUAUUGCCAAAAAUAAUAUAAGUGAUACUUCUAAAUAUCUAAUACUCAAAAUUCAAGUCUCAUUGCAUCAUUCUAACUAUUGUCACGACCAAACAAAUUAUCGAAUUAUUUAUAUCAUUUGUCAUUAACUUUUAUUAAACAUUAGUUCAAAAGUAGCGACGUCCUCUAUUCAAAUUGUUACUCUGUAGGCUUAUACAGGGUUCCUUGUAUCUAACACAUAACCUUCCAAAGGCGCAUACAGACUGACAUCUUUUGUUCUACGACUUGUCUAAACGUUAUAAAUAAAAUAAAAAAAAUCCUUUUUUUAAGUUUUAAUGUCGUUUCUAUAAUACGUUACCUCUAUGUUCGAUUCCGAUACAUAACGCUACUGUACUGUCUCGUGUAAACUCGUGUUGCUUGGCUAUUACAUAGAGUUAAGGUGUGUAGAAUCGCAAAUGAGAUUGUAUUUUUUGUAAAUGAAAAGAAAAAACUACGAUUUAAGAAAAGUCGUAGAUUAAAAGUUGCUUGUUUUGAUGUACCCAAGUAGUCUUUACGCAAUACUUCGCGUUUGAUACCUGUAACCAUAUAUAACCGGAAUUCUACGAAAUUAACUAUGUUAUACCUUCUAUCGUCUAAGUAUUAUAAAUAAUUAUACUAGGUAUUCGACAAAGAUUAUUUAUUUAGUUCUGGUAAUGUACGAGCAAAUGUAUUAAAGGUAACAACAGCAAAUAUGAUGGAUGACAGAAUUUGUUUUGUAGAAAAAUGCAUCACGCUGGCGCGAGUUUGUCGUCACAGCGCAUGCGCGUAGACAAACUAAAUAAACUUGAUUUGGUAUUUUAAUAGCAUUUGGUAUUGCAAUAGCAAAGAAAGGUCCCGAUUUGGUAUCGCAAUAGUAAAAAAAUGUAGUUCAUUAAAAAUCCUUUUACUGACAGAAUAUAUGCGCAUGCGCCUUUGUUUGGCAGUAUGCUGUCAUAUUUCGAGAUCUAAUUUGUUUCUAAGACGUCAUGACGGUGUUUAUGUAAGUGCAAAAUACUUAAUUGCCUGCUAGUCAUUGAACUUAUCGUACAAAUAUGAUUUGUUAUUAAGAACAUAGUUACCGUUUUAUUAAGUUUGUAUAAUUUUAUAGUAAGUACUCGAAAAUCUUGCUCGCUUUAUGUGAAUAAAAGUCAUAAAAUUA
Molecule: messenger RNA, 3180 nt
Organism: Plodia interpunctella (Indianmeal moth)
Lineage: Eukaryota; Metazoa; Arthropoda; Insecta; Lepidoptera; Pyralidae
Gene: MICU3
Product: Mitochondrial calcium uptake 3
Exons: 12
Coding region: 38-1492 (484 amino acids)
Biological process (GO): mitochondrial calcium ion homeostasis; calcium import into the mitochondrion
Cellular component (GO): uniplex complex
Molecular function (GO): calcium ion binding
Source: RefSeq, a predicted model, not a curated record